Oppia nitens is the source of this 774-nucleotide messenger RNA. RefSeq names its product transmembrane protein 256 homolog. The record is from RefSeq and is a predicted model, not a curated record. NCBI's taxonomy places the organism in Eukaryota, Metazoa, Arthropoda, Arachnida, Sarcoptiformes, Oppiidae. The transcript is spliced from 3 exons. The coding region runs from base 133 to 657 and encodes 174 amino acids.
AUAAUUGAUGUCUGGUUUGAGUCAGUGAUCGACAAAAUAUUGAAUAAAAACAUCCGUCACUUGAGUCUCAAAGACAUCACUUUAUCUGAUCACUGAUUGACUGACAGUCGACUUUAUAUCGUUAAUCAAGUGAUGGAUAAAUUGAAUCAAUUGAAUGGUGUUAUCAAAGAUACGACGUGUGAUGUUUUGAAAUCAUUAACGAGUUUGUGGCAAAAGACACCUCCAGUGGAUCCAAUGGUAACCAAAUUGGUGACCACUGCUCGAGUCGUUAAACUGUCUGAGAUUGCGACCCGAAGGGAGGUCUUAGAGUUGUUGCAGACAUCUCACUGGACACGCAUUGCUGCUAUAUUUGGUGCGACGGCCGUUGCAAUGGGUGCUUAUGGAGCACACGGACUUGACCCGAAACCCGAUGUACCGAUAGAAUACAAACAUGUCUUCGAAACGGCCAAUAAAUACCAUUUCUUUCAUUCGUUAGCUUUAUUGGCGGUUCCUCUGACCCGACGACCACUUGUCGUGGGAACACUGAUGACAGCGGGAAUGUGUGUGUUUUGUGGCACAUGUUAUGUCUAUUCAUUGACUCAUAAUAAGGAUAUAAUCAAAUACACACCGUAUGGAGGCUUAACCCUAAUCCUUGCCUGGCUUUCAAUGCUUCUCUAAUACAACUGAUCAACAAAAGUAUCCAUCAAUUUAUUGAACACCAAAAACUAUUUUUUAAUUUUAUUUCCAAACAUCUAAUACUUUAUUAUCCUAAUUAGUUUCGGCAAUAGAUUAUUA